UCCUUGCUGGUAUUGCUACAUCACUGGCUCUAGCAGUCGUCUUCACUCAAAGUGGAAUGGGGAAGCAGUCGGAAGAUGGGGCAGAGAAGAAGAAUGAUCGACAAGGCGGCCCGGCGAUAGUGGAGGUUAAUCCUAAGCCCCGAAGCGGAUUGGCUUCCACAGCCAUCGACUUGGCGGAGAAAUUGGCGGUGAAGCUCGCCCACGAUUCGCCUCAGCCUCUUCACUACCUCGCCGGCCUUUUCGCUCCCGUCCUCGAUGAGACGCCUCCUGCCGCUGAUCUUCCCGUUAAAGGAAACCUCCCUGAUUGCCUCAAUGGCGAAUUUGUAAGGGUUGGCCCUAAUCCCAAGUUCCCCCCUAUAGCUGGCUACCAUUGGUUUGAUGGGGAUGGAAUGAUUCAUGGGUUGCGCAUCAAAGAUGGAAAGGCAACAUAUGUUUGCCGCUACGUGAAGACAUCACAUCUCAAACAGGAAGAGUUUUAUGGAGGUGCCAAAUUUCUCAAGUUAGGUGACCUUAAAGGUUAUUUUGGCCUGUUCGCCUAUGGCUUGCGUAUGCUGAGAGAGAAGUUGAAAGUCUUGGACAUGUCGUAUGGACUUGGGACUGCUAAUACAGCUCUGGUUUAUCACCAUGGCAGGCUCCUGGCCCUUCAAGAGGCUGAUAAACCCUAUGUGGUUCAAGUCAUGGAAGAUGGAGAUCUGCAAACCCUUGGUUUGCUAGAUUAUGACAAGAGACUCGGACACGCUUUCACUGCUCAUCCCAAAGUAGAUCCAUUCACAGGAGAAAUGUUCGCUUUCGGCUAUGCAACUGAGCCACCAUAUAUCACCUACAGAGUCAUUUCAAAAGAUGGUUUCAUGCACGAUCCUGUACCAAUAACCAUACCAGAGCCCAUCAUGAUGCAUGACUUCGCUAUCACUGAGAAUUAUGCAAUUUUUAUGGAUCUUCCUUUGUGUUUCCGACCAAAGAGACUGCUGACAGAAAGGGGCUUCAUUUUACAUUUCGAUGCUAUGAAAAGUUCUCGCUUCGGGAUUCUCCCAAGAUAUGCCAAGGAUGAACUUCUGAUUAGAUGGUUUGAGCUGCCAAACUGCUUUAUAUUCCAUAAUGCCAAUGCUUGGGAGGAAGGAGAUGAUAUUGUGCUCAUCACUUGCCGUAUUGGAAACAUGGAUUUGGACAUGAUGAAUAGCAGUACGAAAGAAAAAGUUGACAGUUUCACAACCGAGCUGCAUGAGAUGAGAUUCAACAUGAAAAGCGGACUUGCUUCACAGAGGAAACUGGCUGCAUCAGCUGUCGAUUUCCCCAGGAUAAAUGAGAGCUACACUGGCAGGAAACAGAGAUAUGUGUAUGGAGCCAUCAACAGCUUUGCCAAGAUCACAGGGAUCAUCAAGUUCGAUCUUUACGCGAAACCGGAGCAGGGAAAGACUAAUCUUGAAGUUGGAGGAAAUGUUCAAGGCAUAUUCGAGCUGGGACCUGGACGAUAUGGUUCAGAAGCAGUAUUUGUUCCUAGGGUGCCUGGGGUCACUUCUGAGGAAGAUGAUGGCUACCUGAUAUGCUUUAUGCACGAUGAAUUGACCGGAAAGUCGUCAACAAUUGUUGUAAAUGCCAAGACCAUGUCUGCUGAUCCUGUCGCAGUUAUUGAAUUGCCCAACAGGGUUCCGAAUGGAUUCCAUGCGUUGUUUGUGUCCGAAGACCAACUUCAACAACAGGCUCACCUGUGACGACCGCUUGCCGCCUUCAUCAACAAUUGAUGAGGACGUCGAGGACGUCCAUAAUGGGAACGGCAGCCAUGCAACGUAACAAGUUUGUUUUGUCUUUUUUUAUUAUUGACGACCAUUACGUAAUUUUUCGAUUUUCGUCGGUACCUUUUCUUUGUUUACGUUGGACUAGGAUUCUUGUUAGCCUUCUCUAUAAAGGCGGUCUGUCUUUGUGUUUGGAGGUAGUUUUUCGGAUUUGGAAUAAAAUAAGAAAAGAGGAGUUUGUUCCUCGCAAA
Messenger RNA from Linum tenue, 1981 nucleotides. The record is from the annotation of a GenBank genome assembly. Lineage: Eukaryota; Viridiplantae; Streptophyta; Magnoliopsida; Malpighiales; Linaceae.